GCAGUGAGAAUGGCCAGCCAGUCCCAGGGCAUCCAGCAGCUUCUCCAGGCAGAGAAACGGGCAAAGGAUAAACUAGAGGAAGCCAAGAAACGAAAAAACAAGCGCUUGAGGCAAGCGAAGGAGGAGGCAACAGCAGAUAUUGACCAGUACAGGCUAAAGAGAGAGGGAGACUUCCGGCGCAUCCAGACAUCUGUCAUGGGGUCCCAGGGUAAUCUGGCAGUGAAGAUAGAAGAACAGACUGUAGAGAAGAUUCAGCUCUACAGUUCCAGUUUCCAUAAAUACAAGGAGGGAGUGUUACAGCAACUGCUGGAUUUAGCAUACAAUAUAAAACCAGAACUCCACACCAAUUUCCAAUACAAGCUGUAACUAAGCAUAUGUGCCUAAUCAGAAGGUUGAGAAUGUACGCUUUCAUUGAACAAUGGCGAGAACCAAGGAUGGACAUUUGUCUUAUAAAUUCCUUAUUGUUAACCCCCAACACAAGGACCUGCAACAUCAUGUGGCAUUGGAGGCAUUCUAUAUCACCUUUCUGGUUUCACUUUGUAAACAAGAAUGGUAUAAUUAUUCAGAUUUAAAGAGAUAUCCAAAAAAUAUUUGUCUAAAUAUCUUGUGUAAAAGGAAGGAGCUUAAAAAAGAAAAUAAAUAUCCAAAUCAAUCACUAUAUAUAUAUAAAUAUAUAUAUAUAUACAUACAUAAAUACUUUGCACGUGUGUGUUCUUUAUUGCCCUGCUAACGACUACAGAAUCAUAAGAUACCUUCAUGUCCUGUUCAUAUUUAAUAAAGCACCUAUUUUCCAUACAAA
Xenopus tropicalis (tropical clawed frog) is the source of this 799-nucleotide messenger RNA. It is a transcript of the gene atp6v1g3, whose product is annotated as ATPase, H+ transporting, lysosomal 13kDa, V1 subunit G3. Gene Ontology annotation, biological process: proton transmembrane transport. Gene Ontology annotation, cellular component: vacuolar proton-transporting V-type ATPase complex. Lineage: Eukaryota; Metazoa; Chordata; Amphibia; Anura; Pipidae. The record is from RefSeq and is marked validated. Gene Ontology annotation, molecular function: proton-transporting ATPase activity, rotational mechanism.